Molecule: messenger RNA, 2304 nt
Organism: Rotaria sordida
Lineage: Eukaryota; Metazoa; Rotifera; Eurotatoria; Philodinida; Philodinidae
Source: the annotation of a GenBank genome assembly
AUGAAGACGACACAUACGUAUCCAUUAAAAUUACCACAUGUACCCGCAACAAAACGGGGACGUCAAACUAAUCAAUUACAAUAUAUGUCAAAAGUAAUAUUGAAAAUUUUAUGGAAACAUGAAUUUUCUUGGCCAUUUCAAAAACCUGUUAAUCCAGUUAAACUUAAUUUACCUAAUUAUCAUAAAAUUGUUCGAUAUCCAAUGGAUCUUGGAACAAUUAAAAAACGACUUGAUUCAAAUUAUUAUUAUAGUGUUAAAGAAUGUAUUACAGAUAUAAAUCUAAUGUUUUCAAAUUGUUACUUAUAUAAUAAACCAGGCGAAGAUGUUGUAGUCAUGGGAGCAACACUUGAAAAAAUGUUCUAUGAAAAAUUAGCCGAAAUGCCGUCAGAUGAAGUUGAAAUCAUACCUCAUUCAACAAAACCAUCUGCAGUAAAAAAUAUUGGUGAUGGAAAUUUUACAGUUUCUGUUCCUUCACCAUCAACUCCAAGCGAACCUAUUAAUUCACCAUCACCAUCUUCAUCGAAAGGUCCUGUAAAUAAUUCUCAAUUAAAUGGUACAAAUAUAUUAUCUCGAAAUUUAACAUCAUCAUCAACAAAUCCUAGUGCUAGAACAUCACCAUUUUCUCCAUUAAAUAAUAAUAAUAAUAAUUCAAAUCAUAUUGAUCAAAAUAGUCAAUCAAUGUCACCAAGAUUAUCUGGUGAACAACAAUCAAUGCCUAAUACAACAACAACAUCAAUUUCAAAUAUAGAUUCAUCAAUAUCAAAUUUAAAACGUAAAAGUGAUUUGGAUGAUGAUACAAUAACAAAACGACCAAGUGGUCCAAUAGGAACAUCAAAACGUACGAAAUAUGAUAGUAGUUUAUCAAAUGAUCCAUCAACUAAACGAUCAAAACAUCGUAUGACCGAACAGUUAAAAUUUUGUCAACAUAUUGUUAAAGAUUUAUUACAUAAAAAAAAUAUGGCAUUUGUUUGGCCAUUUUCUAAACCUGUUGAUGUUAAAAAUCUUAAUCUAUCAGAUUAUUAUCAAAUUAUUAAAAAACCAAUGGAUCUUGGUACAGUCAAGAGAAAACUUGAAAAUCGUGAAUAUGCAACAGCUGAUGAAUUUGCUUUUGAUGUACGACUUAUAUUUAGCAAUUGUUAUCUUUAUAAUGGACCACAAACAGAUGUUGUUGCUAUGUGUAAAAAAGUUGAACAAAUGUUUGAAGAUAGAUUUGCUAAAUUACCCGAAGAUUUAUCUACAACACAUAUUGAUAUUGAUCCAUUACCAUCGAAUACACGUAAUAAUAAUGGUUUAUUAACAUCAUCAACAUCAUCAUCAACACGUAAACGUAAACGUCAUUCAUCAAAACAUAAUAGUAGUGCUGGUGGACAUACAUCAUCAAUAAUAACAAGUUCAGAUGAUGGUCAAUCAAGUGAUGAUAGUUCGGAUGAUAUUGAUAAUACUCGAGAAAAUACUUUACAACAAUUAUAUUCUCUUCAAGAACAAGUGAAAGUUAUUGGUAAUACAUUAACAUAUUUAAUUCAACAAACAAAUGAUCGUAUAACAUUACGUUAUAAACGAAAAAUGAAACGAAAUCCAUUUAAAGAUGGUCAUUCUGGUUCAUUACCAUUGACAAGUACAAUAAAUGAAUCAAAUCGUUUACCACAUUUAUCACCAACAAAUUCAUUAUUAUCACCGAAUAUUUUUAAUGCUGUACAAGGAACUUCAAUGAAUCCAAUGCCACAAACAGCUACACGUAAUCCUUCGACUGUAGCUAUGGCAACAAAAAAAACAACACCAUCACUUGCAAGUUUACUUCAAUCGAAUACUUCAAUUACUCCUAAUGGUACUAGUCAAUUUAAUAAUGUACCUUUAGAUCCAUAUAAUUCUGGAGAUAUAAGUCCACCGAAACAAAUGAAAGCAACAAAAAAUACAACAAAUAAAACUAAUGUUAAUAAAGGUUCAGAACAAGCUCGUCGUGGACCAGCAGCUGGUACAACAGGAGUGAAACGAGCACCGAAGAAAAAUACAACAAAUCCUGCUUCAUCAAUGUUUGAUAUUCAAAGUGAAGAAAAUUCUAGACCAAUGACUUAUGAUGAAAAACGUCAAUUAAGUAUUGAUAUUAAUAAUUUACCAAGUGAAAAACUUGGUCCUGUUGUUGAGAUUAUUUAUAAACGAGAACCAUCAUUACGUGAUUCAAGUCGAGAUGAAAUGGAAAUUGAUUUUGAAAUACUUAAACCGUCAACAUUACGUGAAUUAGAAUCAUAUAUUAAUCAUGUCAUGAAAAGAAAACCAAAUAAACAACUGACUACAUCUGGUAAAUGA